GGACACCCUGUAUGAUACGUGGGACACCCUGUUAUAGUUCCUGAAACUUUAGGCUAAAGCUAGUUAACAGUCGAUUUGGUGUACAUUUUUCGACCUACGUAAAUCUGCUAUACUCCACUUCUGACCUACGCUAAAUUCGCUAUAUAUACACAUCCGACCUAGUAUCACGUGGUUUUACAGCUGCAAAAUGGACUUGUGGCCGCAGUUCCCGGUCUUCCCGGCCCACUAUACCUGUCCUAGCCAUCAGCCACCUAUACUAACCCUCAAAUAAUAGAAAAAUAAACAGCUGGAGUAGGUCCGAUAUUGCAGUAGGUAGGAAAGCUAGUAGGUCGGAAGUUCAAUAGGGGGGAUGUUGCGUACAGACGAUGUAUCAUUACCGAACAAAGACGACAGCGGAGAGGAGGAUGAAAAGAAAAGACAUGAAAAAGACCAGACUGAGAAAUAAUAAAAAUAUGUGAUGUGUUAAUGAACGUAAACGUUUUCAAAAAUCUCUCUCCCUCCACCUUCCCUCAUUCGCUUCUCUUUAACAUACCCUCCCCGAGUCGUCUUCGAUUUUUUGUCAAAAACAGAAUGCCGCAAUUACGAUUUAAUUCUAUUUCCACAUGGCCUUCGUUCAGCACGGUAAACAAUGUGCUCGAAAUUUUAAAUCGAAAACUGCUGGAAACCGUUGGAUUUAAAGGAAAAUCUUGUGAAAUUGUUAGUUUUGUUAACGUUAUAUAAUCAUGGCUCCUGAAAAGGAAACCAAAAACAAUGGGAAAGGAGCUAAAGGGAAAAAUUCUAAAAGGAAGCGGCCGAUUACCAGUGAUGCUGUGAUGAAGAAAAAGAAAGCCGAAGAAAAGGUGCCAGAAUUAGAUGAAGUGGAAGGAUCUGAAUCUGAUUCUGAACCUGAGCCUAGUAGUUUGGAGAAGGGGGAUGCAGCGAUGGAAUGGAUCAUUUCUCCGACAUCUCUGCAGGAUUUUUAUAAAACAUACUGGGAGAAGAAACCGCUUCACAUCAAGAGAACGGAACGCAAUUAUUUCAAAGAUGUUUUCUCCACUAAAGGAUUAGAAAAGAUCCUGCGUGAACAACGUGUUCUUUACGGGAAACAUAUGGAUAUAACAUCGUAUGAUGGAGAGAGAGAAACUCAUAACCCUGCAGGUCGUGUGUAUCCUGCAGUAAUGUGGGAUUAUUUCAACAACGGUGCUAGUAUACGGAUGAUAAAUCCUCAGUAUUUCAGCAAUUCAGUCUGGCGGCUCUGCGCUACAUUGCAGGAGCACUUCCAAUGUAUGGUUGGGGCUAAUGUCUAUCUGACCCCCCCUGGUACCCAGGGGUUUGCCCCACACUGGGACGAUGUUGAGGUGUUCAUGAUGCAGCUUGAAGGAAAGAAACACUGGAGACUAUAUGACCCAGAUCAUAAGUUGCCAAGAUAUUCCAGUAAAAAUCUAAACCAGGAAGAUCUAAAGGAACCUAUUCUUGAAGUAGAAAUGGAACCUGGAGAUCUCAUCUACAUGCCAAGAGGAACAAUACAUCAGGGUCAUUGUUUGGAGGGAGAGCACAGUUUGCAUAUAACACUAUCAGCGUAUCAGCUUAACAGCUGGACUGAUUUAUUAGAAAAACUGCUUCCAGCUGCUCUAGCGGUAGCAUCACAGGAAGAUGUUGAGUUUAGACAGGGACUGCCGCGUAACUAUUUGAGUUGUCUUGGAGCAGUUCACAGUGAGAACACGUCCCAGGAGAGAAUUGACUUCAUCGGCAAGUUGAAAGGGUUGAUGGGGAAGCUGUUCAAGCACGCUCCUGUAGAUGCUGCUGUGGAUCAACUGGGGAAGCGACUUAUGUACGACGCACUUCCGCCAGCAUUAGAGUUAGGGGAGAAAUGUUGCACUGUAAACGGAGAUGGGGAGAAAUGGAACUCGAAGAAAAACUGCGUUGUCAACAGGGUUGAGAUAGACCCAGAUACUGGUGUACGGUUAGUUCGUAGUACAGCCUGCAGGAUGGUUCAGGAGGAGGACGGUAUUAAGGUGUACUACAGCACUGAGAAUACACGUGAGUAUCAUGAGGCUGAGGAGCAGUGGUUAGAGGUGGAUUCAGAUCUUGCUCCGGCUAUUGAUCAUCUUAUUACAUCAUAUCCUGCCUGGACAAAGGUUGAAGACCUGCCUGUAGAGGACCUGGAGUCCAGGAUGCAGGUGGUGGGAGAUCUCUGGGAGAAAGGAAUCCUCAUAACCUCCGAACCUUUGGAGGCCAAAUACGACGACCCUUAAUCCUCCCAGAAGCAUUCGAUGAAUAUCUGUUCAAACCAUUAAAUAACUAUUCAAAAUAUUUAGAACUCGAGCCACAAGUCUACAGAUUUCUACGGCAUAAAAUUGAAAUGUUAGUGAUAAAUUUAUGAAGUGUUGUAUUUAUUUCAGAA
Molecule: messenger RNA, 2383 nt
Organism: Eurytemora carolleeae
Lineage: Eukaryota; Metazoa; Arthropoda; Copepoda; Calanoida; Temoridae
Gene: NO66
Product: ribosomal oxygenase 1
Exons: 14
Coding region: 723-2234 (503 amino acids)
Cellular component (GO): nucleolus
Molecular function (GO): histone H3K36 demethylase activity; histone H3K4 demethylase activity
Source: RefSeq, a predicted model, not a curated record